Molecule: messenger RNA, 1969 nt
Organism: Pseudo-nitzschia multistriata
Lineage: Eukaryota; Bacillariophyta; Bacillariophyceae; Bacillariales; Bacillariaceae
Source: the annotation of a GenBank genome assembly
CACUACGGGUACGAGUAGUACGUAACGGUACGAGUAAUUCAUGUACGCAAUCUUGCAAAAAGCUUUCUCGAAACAAUUUCAAAAUUUUUGACGAAUCGCAGGAUUCCAACAACACCACGCACAUUGUUUCUUCCGAUAGUACGGUGCAACUGCUCUUCAGGAUGCAGAGUUUAAGAACACAGCGUAGGGGUAGGCCCUUUUCAAGAAUAGCAGCUGUCGCYGUUGCAGCAAUUGUGUCGAUUGUGGCUACAGCACUGGCACCAGUAUUUGGGUUUGCACCUCAGGCGUUCGUAUCUUCGAACAAACCCACCAGAUUCUUUGAAAAAUAUGUGGAUGAACCUAUCUGUUAUCGCACAGAGCGGUAUUCCCGGUUGAUUUCCUUUUCCUCCAAGUCGGGAUCUCUGGAUGUGAAACUGUUGGAAGAAAUUCGUUCCAUGAGGGUGAAGGAACUAAAGGCAGAAUUGACAGAACGACGAAUUUCCACCGCCGAUGUCUUCGAAAAAGAGGAGCUGGUUCAACGGCUCUACGAGGCAAAACUGAAAUCGCCCGAUCCGACAGAAACGGCUUCUGCAUCAACAAAAAGAACUUCUAGCGMWWCCUCCUCCUCCUCUGGUACUAGCACUGGCGUCCUUUGUGCCGAUCUGUUCUUCACUUCGGUCGACUCAGGUAGAUCGAUGUCGGGCAUGGAUGGCAAUUCCCAAAGUGUCACUAUCAAGGUCGAGGACGUAAGCGAUCCCUAUCCCACCAUCGCCAUUGAUGUCUACGAUAGUAGUGGAAGCAGCAGUGGUUCGUUCCCGCUCAAACUCCUCGUGGACACGGCCUGUUCCGGACUCGUUCURCGUCCAUCUGUAGUGCAAAGGCAUUCCUCCUGCCUCAAAUCAUACUCGACCCCGGUCACCAUGACUGGAGGAGCCGGCGCGGCUGCAAACACUGGAUUGACCCAGAUCCAGAGCUAYUCGCUCCGAGACUCGGCGGGUACACAACCCAAGCGACUGGGUCCGCUCCCCGCAGCCGUCCAGGACAUUGGUGCCCUUCCACUAGAACUGGACGGCAUUCUUGGUCUUUCCUUGCUCAGCCAAUUCGCGUGCACAGAACUCGAUCUGGAGAAUGCUCGCCUCAAUCUCUACGAGACCGAGUACAGGCCACCCCUUGCAAACGAAAACAAAGAAAUCGUUGUUGCCGAAGCAGAACUGUCUCCAACGAAGCUUGGAAUCUGGACGGUAGAUGUUUCUUUUGCAGUCGGAGGGAGAACGGGUCGUCCCAUAAAAAUGCUGGUCGAUACCGGUGCUAUGGCGACCUUUCUCACCUGGAAGGGUCUGGAUGACAUGGGACUUGGCCUCUCUAGGUCGUCUCCGAGUGUACGCGAGUUGACCCAGCCCAUGGGGGCCAUGGGAUCCGACAACGUUGCCAUGAGUUUGUCCCACCGAAUCGAGCUCGACGCGGAUGCUCCCAUUAGCUUUGGAAGGAAGUCGGGUCGGCWGCAGCAAGAGCAAUUGGGUCUUUCCAUCGCAAGUAAGAGAAAGGACGGCAAAGAACCAUCUCUGCCCAUUGAUAUUGGCAACAUUGGAAUAUUGGAAAACCAGCUCGCCUCGGACAACGUGGUUGGAAUUCUGGGAAUGGACGUCUUUUCCAAGGCCUCAAGGAUACGAAUGACCUUUCGGGGUCCGGUUCCAAGAAUCACUUUCUACCAAAAGAAAGAAAYAACUCUGUCCAAGGAUGAAAUGAAGGACGCGACUGCUGCUGCCGACGUCGAACCCGAGAAGCACACCGCAAAAACGGAGGAUGCGGCUCCGGUGGAUCCCGUAGAACCAGCAGCAGCACCACCGACAAAGGGCCUAGAAGCACGGGGGGAAGAGCCGGAGACCAAGAAUGCUGUUCCGACGAUGGUCGAAGCACCAACGCGUAAAAAGAAGAAAAAGAAGAAGAAGCGAAGGUAUGACGACUAGUGUAGGURUAAUAGCAAAUUUAG